Molecule: messenger RNA, 375 nt
Organism: Penicillium lagena
Lineage: Eukaryota; Fungi; Ascomycota; Eurotiomycetes; Eurotiales; Aspergillaceae
Exons: 1
Coding region: 1-375 (124 amino acids)
Source: RefSeq, a predicted model, not a curated record
AUGGCCGUCGAUAAGAUUGGCGAUCACCCAAUCACACAGCCCGAAAAGGGCAAGAAGGACGACAAGAAGGAUGACAAGGGCGAGAAGAAUGGCCCUGGCAAGAUCACCAAGGUAAUUUCUAAUCUGAUUCAGUAUCUUGAGAGGCUAAUUCCCACGUACAUAGAAUCGCCACCGGUCCCGUGGAGUAACCUGCCAUCUCUGUGGCCAGAGGGGCCACAUUGCCCUCCGCUGCCCCGAUGCCUGGCUGGCCACCAUGGGCAUCCGCAUGCGCGGUUUGGUAUAUCGAAUUAUAAUCUAAAAUUAUUCUUUGAGGCUAACAUCAUACAGGGUCUUUCGUUUGACCAGGUGGUAUGUACGAGCAAUGUCAGAGUAUGA